AUGGGAGUAGACCUCGCGAAUAUUCCCGUGGACCAUGACUACGAGCUUCCCUCCGCUGCUGCGGGAAUAGCUCCUGAGAAAGCUUCUGCCAUAUUAUCUCAGUUCGAACGAAAACGACGAGCAGCUGCUAUUGCUGUACCUACAGACGAUGGACGAGUAAAGGCUCGGUUGCGGGAGUUGGGCCAUCCAAUUACCCUAUUCGGCGAAGACUCUACGGACCGACGUGACAGAUUGAGAGAAGUAUUAGCGGACUUGGAGGAACAACAAGCUGCGGCUGGUGAGGCUGGUGCAGAAGAUGUCGGCAUGGGAGGGAUGGAAGCAGAGGAGGAAGACCAAGAGCAAGAGGAAGAAUUCUACACUGAAGGCUCACAGGACUUGCUCCAGGCACGGAGAGAGAUGGCAAGAUAUUCAAUACCCAGAGCAAAGGCAAGGGUAGAACGGCAAAAGGCCGAAUCCACCAUACCUCUUCGAACACACGUUAAGCAUAGAAAAGCAAUAAGGGAGAAACUCGGCCAUUUUGAGCUUUAUGGCUCUCAGAUUGCUGGAGACCGGCCCGUGAGCAUCACCAGGUUUUCCCCAAAUGGAGAAAUAGUGGCUGCAGGAAAUUGGAGCGGAGGUGUCAAGCUGCUUACAGUGCCGAAUUUGGAAGAAAAAGCGAAUCUACGAGGACAUACAGAUCGAAUUGGUGGCAUAUCAUGGUUCCCCGGGGCUACACUGCCCGAAUCGAAUGUCUCCGAAUCGUCUUUGAAUCUUGCUACAGGAGGCGCGGAAGGGAAUAUCAGGCUUUGGUCCCUUGAUAAAGAUACUUCUAUUGGAACUCUUUCUGGACACUCUGACCGAGUAUGUCGCGUGGAAUUUCACCCAUCAGGGAAAUACCUUGCCUCUGCAUCUUUUGACACCACUUGGCGAUUAUGGGAUGUACAAACGAACCAGGAACUUCUCCUACAAGAAGGUCACUCUCGUGGAGUCUACGCACUAGGAUUCAACACUGAUGGCUCACUUCUGGCUAGCGGUGGCCUUGACAGUAUUGGACGUAUCUGGGACUUACGCACUGGUCGAACAGUUAUGAUAUUAGAGGGCCAUAUCCGCGAGAUAUAUGCAUUGGAUUGGGGAAUAGACGGACACCGUAUUCUGUCUGGAUCAGGAGAUGGCUGGGUCAAGUGUUGGGAUCUCCGGCAAGUUCGUGGUACCGGUGGAGUAGGUGCACACAAGAGCGUUGUGUCGGAUCUAAGAUGGUACAAGGGGAGCGACGCUGCCUCACUCCUACCAACCACUUCAGGACUUGAUCAGAAUGGGGAUAUGAUGGAUAUAACACCCACGCCAGCGAAGGACCAACCAGACCAACCUCCACAGCCCAAAAAAUCCGGAACUUUCUUCGUUUCUAGUGGAUUUGACAAGAAUGUCAACAUCUUUAGUGCGGAUGACUGGUCACUUGUGAAAUCGCUGCAAGGCCACUCCGGAAAUGUUCUCAGCACUGAUAUAAGCACCGAUGCAAAGUGGAUAGCAAGUUGCGGGCACGAUCGAACUGUGAAGCUAUGGGGUAUUGAAUAA
Trichophyton benhamiae CBS 112371 is the source of this 1551-nucleotide messenger RNA. RefSeq lists its product as uncharacterized. The transcript has 2 exons. The coding region runs from base 1 to 1551 and encodes 516 amino acids. NCBI's taxonomy places the organism in Eukaryota, Fungi, Ascomycota, Eurotiomycetes, Onygenales, Arthrodermataceae. Gene Ontology annotation, molecular function: U4 snRNA binding; U6 snRNA binding; protein binding. Gene Ontology annotation, cellular component: U4/U6 x U5 tri-snRNP complex. The record is from RefSeq and is a predicted model, not a curated record. Gene Ontology annotation, biological process: mRNA splicing, via spliceosome.